AUGCACCCGUACCCGGCCGCUAUCCGAUUAUCCAGCACCACUGCACCAGGUUUGGGUUGGGUUUUACCGUCGAGUAGUUGGGUACCCAUCAGUUACCUUGAUAAAAUCAAACAAGAUUACAAGAAGAAAAUGGCUUACAGUGUAUUAUGUGGCCUUGGCCUUCUGGAGCAACUGUUGUCGUGGCCGUCCGGAGCAGCCAGAAAUCAGAGGCGGCCGCGAGUGAGGGCAGCGGGAAGCGGUGGCCGGUGGGGAGAUGCCGAGAUGAGAUGGCCGAUGGGAAUGAGUAUGCGAAAGCGGUGGCCUUCUGGAGCAAAUGCUUGUGAACUGAUUUGGCAAGCAACCUUCACUCCCGCCGAAGAGCCGCCACUCCUUCAAUUGGACCGCCGACGACGUCCCCCCGAUAGCUACGACCGUCGACGACAACCUUCAAUUCGGCAGUGCAGUGAGAGAUUUGAACUGAUUGGAACUUGCAAUAGUGAUGAUAUUGUUACAAGUGGUACUCUCCUUAAUGAUGAUGAGUACUUGGAGGAGAACCAUAGAUUUUUGGUUCCCAUUUUUGUAAUUUCAUCUGUUGCAGAAGAGCUUAUGGCAUUCACAAAUAUUAUACCAGAGUGGUUAUGCAAGCAACUGCAAGAUCGAACCUUGCAUAGUUUUUUGUCCCCACUGGAGUCUACGACUUGGACCUGCUAUUCAUUUGCUCCGGAAAUGGUGUGGGCCGGGGAUCCAAAUUCACUACUUGUUAUGGAGGACGGGGUGGAUACCAGUCUGGCUUUCCUGCCUUUCAAGCCAAUGGCAAUGAAAGUUCUCCAGUCUUCUUUCCUCUCAGGAUUGCAGCUGCAAAAGUCGCGCCAUCUACUGCAUAUAUUACAACCCAAGCAUGUUCUGUAUGUUUUCUGCCUUGCCUUGGACCAGUUUCCCAAUAUCCUGAAGCAGCAUAUUAUGAGUUCUCUUGAAACUUCAUUUUCUGUCAGCUACUACCAUGAAAACGAGACGCUACACAUCCCUUACACAAAGCAUCACGGUGUCGGAGCCUGGGAAAGCCGUUGUCGAAGUCAUGGGGGCAAAAACGUCAAUUACCAGCGGAGAUGA
Molecule: messenger RNA, 1089 nt
Organism: Striga asiatica
Lineage: Eukaryota; Viridiplantae; Streptophyta; Magnoliopsida; Lamiales; Orobanchaceae
Source: the annotation of a GenBank genome assembly